UUUUUCCCCCUCCGGUUUCCUGUCGGAAGGAAUUGAAUGUAGCGCAUGCGCUUUGCUGUUGUGGAAGUGUUGUACAGUGAUAAACGCAAACAAAUCAGAGGAAACAUAAAGUGUUAGAUUGUACUUCAUAUAAUGGCAGUGAACGCUGUGCAUUUAGAGUCAGACGCAUUUCUAGUCUGUAUGAAUCAUGCUCUGAGCACGGAGAAAGAGGAAGUAAUGGGGCUCUGCAUUGGCGAGGUGGACACAAACCGCAUUGUGCACAUUCAUUCUGUCAUAAUUCUGCGUCGAUCAGACAAGAGGAAAGACAGAGUGGAGAUAUCACCAGAGCAGCUGUCAGCAGCGUCCACCGAAGCGGAGAGGUUGGCUGAGAUGACAGGACGUCCCAUGAGAGUUGUGGGCUGGUACCACUCUCAUCCACACAUCACUGUGUGGCCAUCACAUGUUGAUGUUAGGACUCAAGCAAUGUAUCAGAUGAUGGAUCAGGGUUUUGUAGGACUCAUCUUCUCAUGUUUUAUAGAAGAUAAAAACACAAAGACUGGUAGAGUCCUGUACACCUGUUUCCAGUCAGUACAAGCCCAGAAAGGCUCAGAGUAUGAGCGGAUUGAGAUCCCCAUUCAUGUAGUCCCACAUGAAGCCAUCGGGAAAGUAUGUCUGGAGUCUGCCGUGGAACUGCCCAGAAUCCUCUGUCAAGAAGAACAGGAUACAUACAGAAGGAUUCACAGUUUAACUCAUCUGGAUCCAAUCACAAAGAUACAUAAUGGAUCAGUGUUCACUAAAAACCUGUGCAGUCAGAUGUCGGCCAUUAGCGGCCCGCUGCUGCAGUGGCUGGAAGAUCGACUGGAACAGAACAAACAAAGUAUCAUCCAACUCCAGAAGGAGAAAGAGCAACUGACACAAGAACUGGCUUCAUUAUAAGGAGAAUAGUUCUUUUUUUUUUUUUUUUUGCAUUUCUUAAGUUUUUGCACUGAAAGCACUGUUUUUUUCUGGCCUGCUGCCACAUUUUGAUCAGGAAUCACUGGGAGGGCAAAGACAGGAUGUCUGUAAUUUUACAUUUUGGCACCUCAGCGCAUAUAUAUAUAUAUAUAUAUAUAUAUAUAUAUAUAUAUAUAUAUAUAUAUAUAUAUAUAUAUAUUAUAUAUUAUAUAUGUGUGUGUGUGUAUUACAUGCUGGUAUCUCUAGUAGUAGUAUGUAUACUCACUGAAUAUUCUUAAAAAGGUUGUUGGUUGCUUUAUCUUCUUUUUUCUCUAUUACGGAUUUGAUUUUGAUGGUUCUGUAAACGUGACAGUGACAGACAUUAUUUAAUGAAGCUAUUUUUUCUUUUUUAUAUAUAAGCUGUAAAUCUCUGAAUGUACAUACAUGCCAAUUUAAAAUGACAGUGUGAAAUAAAAGGGAGAAUCUCUAAAUAUUAUGAUUCUUUAAACAAUAUAUGAUCAUGAAAUCUAGAGCGACUUACAUUAUAAUUACAGAAUAUUUCUUUUCUCUCCUUAACUAAAUUCAUUUUGGAAUCUGUGUUUAGAAAUCAAACCUCUAGCAUCUUAAACUCUGUAACACUUUGAAAACAUC
This is a messenger RNA of Onychostoma macrolepis, 1563 nucleotides long. RefSeq names its product BRCA1/BRCA2-containing complex, subunit 3 (gene brcc3). Gene Ontology annotation, molecular function: cysteine-type deubiquitinase activity; metallopeptidase activity; polyubiquitin modification-dependent protein binding. The transcript is spliced from 8 exons. Bases 133 to 915 code for a protein of 260 amino acids. Gene Ontology annotation, biological process: double-strand break repair. The record is from RefSeq and is a predicted model, not a curated record. Gene Ontology annotation, cellular component: BRISC complex; BRCA1-A complex. NCBI's taxonomy places the organism in Eukaryota, Metazoa, Chordata, Actinopteri, Cypriniformes, Cyprinidae.